Molecule: messenger RNA, 876 nt
Organism: Rasamsonia emersonii CBS 393.64
Lineage: Eukaryota; Fungi; Ascomycota; Eurotiomycetes; Eurotiales; Trichocomaceae
Exons: 2
Coding region: 1-876 (291 amino acids)
Source: RefSeq, a predicted model, not a curated record
AUGACGCAUACCAACGUCAAGCGAGACAAUAGAAAGCGCUCGCGAAGUGUUUCGACCAUGUCGAGGAAGAGUCCUGUCGAGAAGGCAGAAAAGUCAGACAAGCCCAAGUCCAGGACCGGCGUCAGAAGAAAACCGGUCAAUUGGACCGACACGAAGAACAUGUGGCUUCUGCUGGCCGUCCUCCGGCAGAUCCAGUCGCCGAAUAUCUGCUUCGAGACGGUGUCGAAGGAUAUGGGAUCCGAGGAGUUCGGACCGGCGCAGUGCCGCCGCCAGUUUGAAACACUCCAAAAGAUAGACGCAGCCGUUGCGAAGGAACGGGCCAAGAAGGAGAGCAACGUGGAUGUUCCCGUCGUCCAUGUCGAGGAUAGUCGACACGAUGAGUCGGUUGGAUAUUCACCAGAACCAGUUCCGAUUACUCCUGUCGUCAACCGGAUUGACGAGGAGUUCUUUUGCCCGCAGACACGAACAGAUGCAGAAGUUCGUUCAGAGAGCAGCUUUGACAACUCCUAUUCCACUCCGAGCCUAGGAUCAAUGACCGAGCCUCCCAGCCCUCUCUCCAUGUCCUACUCCCAAGGAGGAUCCUCCAGCGACUCACGACCUGUCACAAGCUCCUCGAUGCGCCGUGUCGUGCCAGAAGUCCAUGUCAGCAGCCAUAUCACCACGUCCCAAAGACAGGAUUACCCGCGCGAGCGUCGCAAUGCAAGGCCAGCCCAGAUAUCAUCCCCUAAUCGGGUCCAGAGAGGGUCGAAUCCGCGACGGAAUCGUGAGAUAAGGGAACCAGGCUACCAUGGAGUAGCUAAGCAGCAUUAUCGAGACCGUCGGCGCUAUAAUCGGGGAAAUUCCUACCGGGAGGUUUCGCAUCGGGAGCGGCAUUGA